AUGGAGGCGGAGGGCAGCGCUCCCCGGGCGGCGAUGGAUUCAGGCAACCCGUUGCUGAAGGCGGUGUUCCUCCGUCGCCUGCGCCUGACGCGGCUGCUCCUGGAGGGAGGGGCCUACGUCAAUGAGAGCGACGGCCAGGGCCGCACCCCCCUGAUGGUGGCCUGCACCACCCGGCACGCCGACGCCCAGAGCGCCGGCCGGGACAAGCUGGUCCAGUUCCUCCUGGAGAAAGGGGCGGACCCCGACAUCCAGGACAAGGAGGGCCGCUCGGCGCUCAUGCACGCCUGCCGCGAGCAGGCCGGCCCCGAGGUGGCGUCUCUGCUGCUGGCCAGCGGGGCGGACGUGGGCCUGGAGGACCGGUCCGGCACGUCGGCGCUGGUCUACGCGGUCAUGGCCGGCGACUGGAAGGUCCUGAAGCUGCUGCUCGACACGUGCAAGGCCAAAGGGAAGGAGGUGAUCAUCAUCGCCACCGACAAGUUCCCGUGCGGGGAGCUGCAGGCCGAGCGGUACCUCGGGCUGCCCCCCCUGGGGCCUCUGGACCGGACGGACAGGGCGGCGGCGUCGGCGGCGCCCGCGUCCCCCUCGGAGAUCCAGCUCAUCACCUCCCCCAGCAGCGCCUCCUCUUCCUUACACCCCCCGAAGACCGUCUUCUCCUUUAAGGAUGCCCAGUCCGGGGGCGUGAGCUCCCACCCGUGCUCCCCGUCCCGGUUCCAGCGGUUCGGCCAGGCGGCGCCGAACGGCCUGCAGCAGUCCCUCCUGAGGCUGAACUCAGAGCCCUGGCUGAAGGUCCCGGCGUCUCUGCUCCCCCAGCAGCCUCACGCCCGAGACCGAACCCGGGACCCCUCCCUCCGGACCCCCGAGCCGGACGGCUUCAAGUGGCACGAAGGCGGGGCGGCGACGGACGGCGGGGCGGAGGUGAGGAACAGAUGCGCCAAACACGCCGGGCCGAAGGUCUCCUUCCCGGGCCUCCUCUCGUCCCACUCCGCCUCUCACCCGAACCUCCACUCCGCAAACCUGGGGGCGGAUCCGCUCCCCUGCUCCUCCCCCUCCCCCGGCGGCAAACACCCCGGCACGGCGCUGCACGCCGCGGCCUCCUCCAGCCUCCGCAGCGUAAUCCAGCGGCGCCAGCUGGGCGACAUCUACAGCUCCGACCCGCAGCUCGCCAGAGACGUCCACAGUCUGCCCGAGGAGUCCCAGCGGGGAGUCAGCGGAGACCCGACGGAGGGCAAGAGGCUGGCCCCCCUGCGCUGCUCCAGCACGCUGGGCUCCCGGGAGGCCCCGGCGGCGGGCCCGGGCCGGCGGGUGCUGUCCGGGUACGAGCGCAGGGGGUCCGGGGCCUUCCUGUCGGACCACAGCUCCCAGGCCGCCAAGCCCAGGUGUCUGCCGCCGCUGGCCCUCGGCUGCGCCAGGAACCCCGUCCUCAACGCGUGCGGCGAGAAGGAGUCCGUGGCCAGGGGCCUCCUCCCCUCCGCUCCUCCUGGCCACCCCAAGGAGAUGACCAGGAGGAUGCUGCUGAGGAGACACUCGAUGCAGACGGAACAGUUCAACACCACGGCCCAGUAAGUCCAGCGGAUUCCAAGAGGGGGGACCAAAGAGGACGGAUGAAGAAGAGCGGGACCUUCCUCCGCUUCAGCGCGCGUCGUCGUCGUCGUCAUGUGGCAUCAGUGUGCAGCUUCGUGACCCAAAACACACUCGACAUGCAACCGUCUACCUGUGGUCAGGGUGUCGUUCCAGAGGACACCACCAGAUUCCAUCUGAAGAUGUUUGCAGCCGCUUUAAAUCCAACAUUCAAAGCCACCGAGGACCACAGCAACAACCGAGCCAUCACAAAGCUGCUUUUGAAACGUCUGCACGUGCUCUUUAAAUCCCUGUUUUCACGUUAGUUUGCUUAAAGCUGCAUUCUGUGUAGUGACCAGCAGGGGGCGACUCCUCUGCUCCCAUAGACGUCUAUGAGGAAAUGACUCUACUUCUGUGUAGUGACCAGCAGGGGGCGACUCCUCUGCUCCCAUAGACGUCUAUGAGGAAAUGACUCUACUUCUGUGUAGUGACCAGCAGGGGG
Pungitius pungitius (ninespine stickleback) is the source of this 2059-nucleotide messenger RNA. It is a transcript of the gene ankrd34ba, whose product is annotated as ankyrin repeat domain 34Ba. The coding region runs from base 1 to 1563 and encodes 520 amino acids. Lineage: Eukaryota; Metazoa; Chordata; Actinopteri; Perciformes; Gasterosteidae. Gene Ontology annotation, molecular function: protein binding. The record is from RefSeq and is a predicted model, not a curated record. The transcript has a single exon.